Salvia hispanica is the source of this 2307-nucleotide messenger RNA. RefSeq names its product transmembrane 9 superfamily member 1. Gene Ontology annotation, biological process: protein localization to membrane. The record is from RefSeq and is a predicted model, not a curated record. Gene Ontology annotation, cellular component: membrane. NCBI's taxonomy places the organism in Eukaryota, Viridiplantae, Streptophyta, Magnoliopsida, Lamiales, Lamiaceae.
AAUUAUUUACUGUGACCACAGCGCUCGGGGAAAGCCAUAAACCCAGAUUUGCACCUCUCCUUCUAUCCCCUACGCUCAAAAAAUCGCAGAUUCAGUCAAAUGGCGGCAUAAUCCAGCCCUUUCUCGCAAGGGGAUCCGAUCAAUUUGUGAGAUCUGACUCAAUUUCCGUUGAAACCAGCACACAGGGAUACACGAAUUGCCGCAUUUCUGCGAUCUCCAAUCAGGCCAGUUUUUUCUCGAAUCAGAUCCGCCAGACCUUGUCGACAACGAAGCGAUGCUGUCAUCUGUCCGAUCGUUCGCCGUUCUCAUCAUCGUCUUCGCGUCCGUAGCCUCUCCUGUUUUCGGCAAGUUCAAAGCUAAUGAUCCCGUCACUCUAUGGGUGAACAAGGUUGGCCCAUAUAACAACCCCCAGGAGACCUAUAACUAUUAUAGCCUCCCGUUUUGCCAUCCAUCCAAGAAUGGUGGUGCUCACAAGUGGGGUGGGCUUGGCGAGGUUCUUGGAGGGAAUGAACUUAUCGAUAGCCAAAUCGACAUAAAGUUUAAGAAGGACGUCGACAAGACUGUAAUCUGUGAAAUUGAACUAGAUGCAGCAAAAGUUAAACAGUUCAAGGAUGCCAUUGACAAUUCUUACUGGUUUGAGUUUUUUAUGGAUGAUCUGCCAUUGUGGGGUUUUAUUGGUGAGGUUCUUCCUGAUAGGAAUCGUGAUAACAAGCAUGUGCUCUUUACACACAAAAGUCUAGUAAUUAACUACAAUGGGAAUCAGAUUAUUCAUGUCAAUCUCACUCAAGAAAAUCCUAAGCCACUUGAAGAGGGGAGAACACUGGAUAUGACUUACUCUGUCAAAUGGACUCCAACUAACACCACAUUUGCACGCCGUUUUGAUGUAUAUCUGGAUUACCCAUUUUUUGAGCACCAGAUCCAUUGGUUUUCUGUCUUCAAUUCUUUCAUGAUGGUGAUUUUCCUCACUGGCUUGGUGUCUAUGAUAUUAAUGCGCACACUUCGCAACGAUUAUGCAAAAUAUGCUCGGGAAGAUGAUGAUCUAGAGACUCUGGAACGAGAUGUAAGUGAAGAAUCUGGUUGGAAACUUGUCCAUGGUGAUGUUUUUCGGCCUCCCCAAAAUUUGGCUCUACUCACUGCUGUUGUUGGCACUGGUGCUCAACUAGCAACGCUGGUUCUGCUUGUCAUCAUUUUAGCUAUUGUUGGAAUGUUGUACAUAGGGAGAGGAGCUAUUGUAACUACCUUUAUUGUGUGCUAUGCUUUUACCUCAUUUAUAGCUGGUUAUGUGAGCGGUGGCAUGUAUUCACGUCAUGGGGGUAAGAAGUGGAUAACAUCAAUGAUCCUCACGGCAUCCCUUUUCCCAUUCUUGUGUUUUGGGAUUGGGUUCAUCAUAAACACAGUUGCCAUAUUUUAUGGGUCUCUAGCUGCCAUUCCCUUUGGUACCAUGGUGGUUGUUUUUGUGAUAUGGGCUUUUAUUUCUUUCCCCUUGGCUCUUCUUGGCACUGUUGUUGGAAGAAACUGGAGUGGUGCGCCAAACAAUCCUUGCCGAGUCAAGACCAUUCCUCGUCCAAUUCCUGAGAAGAAAUGGUAUUUGACCCCAUCAAUUAUCUCUCUCAUGGGAGGUCUACUCCCUUUUGGAAGCAUUUUUAUCGAAAUGUAUUUCGUCUUCACUUCCUUCUGGAAUUACAAGGUUUACUAUGUCUACGGCUUCAUGCUUCUUGUCUUUGUAAUUCUGAUCAUUGUCACCGUUUGUGUGACGAUUGUGGGAACAUAUUUCUUACUGAAUGCCGAAAACUACCACUGGCAAUGGACUUCGUUCUUCUCUGCAGCUUCCACCGCUCUAUAUGUAUACUUCUAUUCUAUAUACUACUAUCAUGUCAAGACUAAGAUGUCAGGCUUCUUCCAGACCAGCUUUUAUUUUGGAUACACUCUGAUGUUCUGUCUCGGUCUGGGAAUCCUCUGCGGUGCCGUUGGAUAUCUGGGCUCCAACUUGUUUGUGAGGAGAAUUUACAGGAAUAUCAAAUGUGAUUAAUUCUAGAUUAUACGGAGUUUGUUGGUUUUGCUUGGUGCAUGGUAAGUUAACUCGAAUCGGGAGAUAAUGGAAUGAACAAGCUCUGAAGCAUCGUAGACGAUCUUUUUUCGUAGUUAUGAAAUGUAUUGAUGGUUGCCUAUAGAUUUGGACUGUUGAUUACUACUAAACACCAUUUUGGAUUCUCUCUUUACAUCAAAAUCUCAGCUUGUAAAAAUCUUGCCUCUUUAGGCAUUUGUGACCUUUCUCUAUUUUCAUUUUAUGUAGACAUUUCACUCCCA